UUUUUUUUUUUUCUUUUUUUCUUUUUUUCUUUUUCUGAGAGUCCUUUCACCUUCUUGACUAAUUUGUUUGUCUCUAUGUUCAAGAGGUAAGAAUUCUCUCCCAAACAGGGAAUGCCUACUUAUCCUGUUGUUAGAGAAUUGAGAGGGGUGAACCUCUGAUGAGUUAGAUUGUUCAUCACCAGUCGGUGAUAUGCUUAGAAUGUGUGGAUUUGAAUGAGUUUGGAGCUUACUCAGUGGAGAAAAGAGAGGGAAAGAAAAAGAUAAUAAUGGAAGUCUGUGUGUGAACUUGAAAUAGGCAGAAGGUGGGGGAAUAAGCUGGGUCCGACCACUAACAGUAGCACCUCCUUCUGAGCCUGGCAAGCCUGAGAAAUGUCCUAAAAUCGAGUUGUUCCAUGUGCCUGGCUAUUGUCUGAUGGUAUCUUUAUUCUCUGGUUGCUGCCUCCUGGCUUGAUCAAUGUUGUGUUUGAUUAAAUUCAAAGAGGAAUUUGGCCAUUUUUACCUCAAGGGAUGUCACUUUCACAGUGAUCGACUCUAAUCCUCCAAUUGCUCUGUGACAUUUAGCUGUUCCACAUGUUUGUUUGUGGGGCCAUCUUUCCUAAUGGUAGUGGGUGUCAUGUUGGACAAAUCCUAAUAUAACACAUGGACAGAAUAUCUUUACCUUUUUGUCCAGCUCGACUAUGUGAUCAUUUGGGAGCAAUCCUUGGCUACCAUAUGUGAACCACAAAGAGUCGAUGUUUAAAGAUACUGAUGGACAGUGUGGUGGUCCUAAGCAGAGAAAGUAAUGUAACCAUAUCAACCACCAUAUUAAUGUUUCCAUACCAAACACCAUAUUAAGGUUCUGAAAUAUGUGCACACACACACAGAGAAGAAAAUGCUUCACAAAGUAGUAGUUGAAGGAAGUGUAACUUCCUUGCAUGAAUUGCUUCAAAAAGAUCCCAUAAUUACAGAGAGAGAGAGAAUGGAGCAAAUGCUUUACGAAGCAGCAGCACAAGGAAGUGUAACUUCUUUGUAUGAAUUGCUUCUAAAAGAUCCAUUGAUUAUUGACAGAGUUAUGCUGAAUUAUACUGAGACUCCUUUACAUAUAGCAGCCCUGCUUGGACAUGCGGACUUUGCGAAGGAGAUUCUACUUCAAAAGCCUGAACUUGCUGCAGAGUUAGAUUAUAGACGAUCUUCUCCGCUUCACUUGGCCGCAGCAAAAGGGUACAUUGAAAUAGUAAAAGAAUUGUUAUUUGUAAACCCUGAGAUGUGCCUUGCUUGUGAUCGAGAUGGGAGAAAUCCAGUUCAUCUAGCAGCCAUGCGGGGUCAUGUGCAUGUCUUGAAAGAGUUAGUCCAAGCCAAACCUCAUGCAACUUGGGCCGCCUUGCCGCGGGGUGAGACCAUAUUACAUCUGUGUGUGAAACACAAUCAAUUGGAAGCUCUGAAGUUGUUGGUGGAAACUGCAGAUGCUCAUGAGAUCAUGAGUGCUAAGGACGACAAUGGCUUCACAAUCCUGCACCUAGCAGUUGCAGAUAAACAACUUGAGACCAUAAACUAUCUACUUUCAAGUACAUCCAUUGAAGUAAAUGCGGUGAACCUGAAUGGAUGCACAGCAUCGGACAUUCUGGCACAAAGUCGCAGAGAUGUACAAGAUAUGGAAAUCAGUGAGUUACUCCGACAUGUUGGAGCUGCAAAGGCAAAGAACAUAUCUUUUUCUGCUUAUGAAUUUGGAAGCAGUAGGACAAGGGGCAUGUCUUCAGAUGCAGAUGAUCAAAACAGGGUGCCAUGCCCUAUAGGAAAGAACUGCAAUGAGUUUAAUAAGAAGAAAGAUGACUGGUUGGACAAGCAGCAGUCUGCAUUAAUGGUUGUGGCAUCACUGAUUGCCACCAUGGCCUUCCAAGCUGGUGUGAGCCCUCCUGGUGAUGUAUGGGGUGACAACUCAAAAUAUGAUCCUGAAGGUAGCCCAGCACCGGCACCCAGUUCAGAGACUCCACACACUGCAGGGUUAUCCAUAAUGGCUGAUAAUAACCCAGAUGCACAUACUUCUUUCCUUGUCACCAACACCAUCAGUUUCCUUGCAUCUCUCAGCAUCAUUCUAUUGCUCAUAAGCGGGUUGCCCAUCAACCGUAGGCUUUUUGUGUGGAUUUUGAUGGUGAUAAUGUGGAUUGCAGUCACAGCAAUGACACUGACCUAUCUGGUCUCCAUAACAGCUCUCACACCCAACCAUGAGCUGGAUCACCUCUCUUGCAUGAUAACGGUUGUAGCAUAUGCUUGGACUUGCUUGGUGGCUCUUCUUCUUGUUGACCUCAUUCUGAAGAUGAUAAAGAAGUUAAUUAAAUGGAGAGGACGCUCAAGCUCAAUGAUCAUCAAUGGCACCACUACUAUUUGAUGUCUAGAUUUUAUGUACUAUUUCUCAAACUUCAUAAAUUAGUGGAGUGUAUAUGAAUCUUCGUUUGCCUUUGUA
Vitis vinifera (wine grape) is the source of this 2440-nucleotide messenger RNA. Its product is annotated as ankyrin repeat-containing protein BDA1. Bases 872 to 2365 code for a protein of 497 amino acids. Lineage: Eukaryota; Viridiplantae; Streptophyta; Magnoliopsida; Vitales; Vitaceae. Gene Ontology annotation, molecular function: protein binding. The transcript is spliced from 2 exons. The record is from RefSeq and is a predicted model, not a curated record.